AUGGUUGUUUUUCUUGCCGGAUUGGAUUACAGUAUCAUUAUGUCCACUUUGGUUCUAUAUCUAAAUGACUUAGUAAAAGUAAGCAAUCCAAAUCUCUACUAUUCCAUUAUACUUGGAGCAUUUGCUGUGAGUUCAAUUCUCGUUGGAACUGUAUGUGGUCGUUUUGUUGAUCGAACAAGAAAUUUGAAAAUGUAUAUCAUUCUGGUUUUAUUGUUAAUGCUAAUUGGUAAUCUCUUUUAUGCUGUAUAUCUCCAUCCAGCGUUUUUAAUCAUUGGAAGAUUUCUCGCUGGUAUUGGGGAUUCAUUUAUGGGUGUUUCUGCUGGCGAAUUGGUUCGUUUACAUAACCGGAAAGAUGGCACAAAAGCAAUUUGGGUUAUUUCUGCAGCAUUUAGCAUGGGAUUUACCAGCGGUCCGGUUUUUGGAAUAAUGUUUAAAGGAAUAAAUAUCACAAUAGGAUCGUUCGUUGUUAAUUACUUGAACUUCAUCGGGAUAUUUGUUGCUGGAUUGUCCAAUUAUAGCUUGGAUAUCCUUUUGCCAUUGAUAAUUUAUGAUUUAUUGCAAUGGAAUCAACUUGUUUUAACCAUUACAGUUGUCAUAACAGCAGUACCUUUCUUUGGUAUCCUAUAUGUAUUUUCUAAGUUUUGCAUGAAAGACAAACGAGAAUAUUACGCUUGUAUAUUUGGCAUAUGUUGCACCUUGAUCUGCUUUUGCGUUAUAUUCGAAUUUAAAGUGUUAAGGCGGAACCACACAAGAGAUAUGUGGUUAAUGGCAGUAUUUAUCUUUGGUUAUAUAUUCAUCUGGUUCCCAGACGAAGUAUUCUUAACAAGUAUGUUAGCUAAGAAGGUUCCUCCCAGUAUUCAAAGUUUCGCACAUGGACUUAGGUCAUCGCUAGGAAUGUUUGCCACGGUAAUUCCCUCUUUUACUACACCUCUACUGAUGCCAUGGAUUCACAUAUUGGCUGUAGUACUAAUCAUCGCUGUUAGCUGUAACUUGGUGUACUUUUUUGUGCGAAUGAAGUCAAUGACCAAUAUCAAAGUUAUUUCGCCACACGAGAAACCAUUUUAUGAUAAAACAAAAAGAAAAGUUUAUUCCAGAUAUUAUGACACAUAA
Hydractinia symbiolongicarpus is the source of this 1110-nucleotide messenger RNA. RefSeq lists its product as uncharacterized. The record is from RefSeq and is a predicted model, not a curated record. Lineage: Eukaryota; Metazoa; Cnidaria; Hydrozoa; Anthoathecata; Hydractiniidae. The transcript is spliced from 2 exons. The coding region runs from base 1 to 1110 and encodes 369 amino acids. Gene Ontology annotation, biological process: transmembrane transport. Gene Ontology annotation, molecular function: transmembrane transporter activity.